Penicillium bovifimosum is the source of this 1419-nucleotide messenger RNA. RefSeq lists its product as uncharacterized. Bases 1 to 1419 code for a protein of 472 amino acids. The transcript has 2 exons. NCBI's taxonomy places the organism in Eukaryota, Fungi, Ascomycota, Eurotiomycetes, Eurotiales, Aspergillaceae. The record is from RefSeq and is a predicted model, not a curated record.
AUGAGACCUAUUCAUCCAGAGCCAACCGGCUUGACCAGCUGCCCAGCAGAUAUCCUAUACUCGAUAUUUGAGUUACUCUCACCCGCUGAGUUUCAUGCACUAUGCCUUGUUCACAAGAGCGUUUGCGGAAUGGCCGCGAGGCUUCUCUACCAGAAUAUCCAAAUGGUUUGGGAGCGUGAGAACCCUUUUGAUCCUCCACCAGUCACUAAACUGUUGCGAACUUUGGUGUCCAGUCCUGAUUUGGCUGCUCACGUCAGGACUUUUCAUCUCGGCGGCAAACUCGCCAGUCACGCCUCACUCGUGAGAACCAUACGUGCAGUUCCCAUCUUUCCUACCGAACUGAACGCGUCUAUAUCAUUCAUUCAAACGACUGGAGUCCCGUAUAGCGACCUUUGGAUACACGAUUUACAGCAAGGCAAACUUGACGCUGUUGUCGCGCUGCUCCUGGCACAGCUGCCAAAUCUUAAAUCUCUGCACCUGGGGCCUGCUUUCACCCAACGAAGUGAGAUCAUAGGCAUGGUUCUUCGUUCAGCCAUCUUUGAGACUGUAGACUACGGGCUACCUGACUUUCGGCAUCUCCGAGACGUGACAUACCUCCUCAAAGAAGGCCAUGACGAGGCGCGUGAUAAAAACGUCAAAAACACUGCUGAUGUGUUGCCCUUUUUCUAUCUAUCAAAUAUCGAACGCAUUUCGGUCUUCCUCGAGAGCCCGCUCGCGAUAACGUGGCCUCAACCAAAAUUGCCUGUCGUCCCAUCAAGCCUUACAUCGCUGGUUUUGAAUUCCGUCCGUGAGAAUUAUCUCAUGAAUCUGCUUUCAAUCACGCCAUAUUUGAAGUCGCUGCGGUGGACAUGGUUUUACGAUUACGGUCUCCUCGACGCAGUCAAUUUGCCAAUCAUUGAUCUUGAUCAGAUCGGUGAUGCCAUAUCUUGUCUCAAAAACACUUUGACCGACCUCACAAUCAUAGGCGAGGUUCAACUGGGAGGCAACGAUAUCAAUCUCCCUGGCGUAAAAACAGACGGAUCAUUGAGUGCAAUGGUCACUAUGGACAAUCUCAAGACACUUCAAGUCCCAUGGGCAUUCCUCGUGGGAUUUGCACUAGACACAACGAAACGCCUGCAGGAUGUGCUUCCAAGGAAUCUUGAACACCUGACCAUUACCUACGACCUAUGUAUACAGAAUGAGGAGCAUAUGGAACCAGAUUGGCCUGAAUUCGAGUGGGACGAUCACGCAAUGUUAGACGUGCUGAAACCAUGGCUCGAGGAUCGAACAUUCACGCCGAAUCUUUGCGGGGUUUCACUGGGACUAGUCAGAUACGAAACUGACGAAUAUGACUGGGAGCCUGAAAUGAGGCACCAGCUCGCAGAGCUGGGUGCUCAAGCUGGAGUUGUAUUCGACAUAAUCUUCACAGAUGAGAUGUAA